Cyprinus carpio (common carp) is the source of this 9973-nucleotide messenger RNA. RefSeq names its product fibronectin type III domain containing 7, related sequence 1. Gene Ontology annotation, molecular function: protein binding. The record is from RefSeq and is a predicted model, not a curated record. The coding region runs from base 667 to 9768 and encodes 3033 amino acids. The transcript has 41 exons. Lineage: Eukaryota; Metazoa; Chordata; Actinopteri; Cypriniformes; Cyprinidae.
CAUAUUUGUAUUUGUCCUAAGGUUAAAGAAGCUGCUGCAAGCUGUAACAUAACAUCAGUAUCAUCACCAACUGCAUCAUCUCUCCUUGUAAAAUGGAACUAUUUUACAGGAGCGACAAACUAUAUUCUGGAUGUCAGGGCUGUGAAUGCAAACAACACAGCACCUAUCACUAUUACACUCCCUGUGUCCACUGUGGAGCGACUGGUCCAAGGCUUAAGACCGGGACAAAUUUAUCUAGUGACUUUUAAAGUGUUUGUGCUCGAUUAUGUAGCAUGCAUCGACUCCCAGACAGCACAGACAAUUCCUGCCACCUCACAAAUAACAUAUUCAAAGGCAAUAUCAAGCACCUCGAUCAGGUUUGAGUGGGCCAGUGCGCAAGGAGCUGACAAAUACAUUUUGGUGGUGAAUGGAACUUUCCAUCCUGAGACUCAUAACCUCACAUUCACCUCGCUAAGUGGACAGAUAGACAACCUCCAGCAAGCCACCUCGUACAGCUGUUACAUUUAUUCCGCCAAUUCCGCAGGACUUGGCGCCAAGAGCCUUGUCAGAACCAUCAGAACAUUGGUGCAGCCACCAGAUAAUGUGGCCGUGAGCGAAUUAACACAGAGCUCGGCUCGCGUAACAUGGAACACCGUCUCAGGUGUCCUGCUUUACCAGCUUUCAGUGAUGGCCAAUAACAAGCCGGGAUUUCCCCCGGUUCUUAAGAACGUCACUGGUACCGCUGUGAAUAUCUUAAACCUGGAGCCGUGUACAACAUACACAAUAGGGGUUGCAUCUAUCAACAUGUUCCUUGAACCAGGAGAGUUCAAUAAUGUCACCUACACAACUUCCACCAUUGCAACAGUUUCCUCCAUCUCUGCGGAGUACAGCUGUAUUACUUCUACGGCAACGGUUAGUUGGGGUGCGGUAUUUGGUGCCACGUCGUACCGUGCCGUCAUUACAGAUGGUCAAGGCCGGUCACUCAACUGCACCUCCACCAACACCACCUGCCAGAUCUCGAAUCUGAUCUGUGGAGAACGGUUCGCCGUAUGGAUUACAGCCAUCAAUACCUGUGAAAGCACUUCCAACGGCAGCUACAUCUUUGAGACAGCACCAUGCCCACCCAAAGCGGCAAAAGUGUACCGCGAGUGCUCCACUAAUGUCAUCUUGUUCUCGUGGGAGCCCACCAACAACACGGCUUAUUACUUCGCCAUUGCUGUGGACUCGGAUGGCCUGGUAACUGAAUGCGUCACUGUGGAAACCUCCUGUUAUUUCACAGACACUGUCUGUGGUCAAACCUACAGCUUCUACGUCAGCGCCAUCUACUCCGGAGGACUAGACUGCAACAGUGGAAACACAGAGGGUGUAGUGGUCAAAACAGCCCCAUGUUUGCCGCAGAACAUCUACACGAUUGCAAACUGUAAUAGCAUCAGCAGUGCCAUCAUUACUUGGGAUGAGGCCACAGGAGCCGAGGCCUACAUUGUGGAGGCGCGCGGUAAUCGUAAAGAUUUCUACAACUGUACGUCUGCAAACACAAGCUGCACGCUAACAGAUCUGGAUUGCGGAGAGAGCCUGAGCGUGUGGAUUGUUGCUAAAAAUAGUGAAUGCACUACUGAUUCUGUGCUGGGAGAUGUGGCAGAGACAGUUCCCUGCAUACCUCAGAACGUGUCUGCUGUGGAGACCUGUAGUUCAGACUCCGCCUCUCUUACAUGGAACUAUGCCAAUGGUGCGAUCUUCUACAUCGGAAUGGCGACGCACGUGGAUGGCACAGUUCACACCUGUGCUGCAAUGGCGGCAGAAUGCACAUUUCCAGACCUGCGAUGCGGCGAGGAGUAUGAUGUGUUUGUCUUGUCAACUAACCUGAAAUGCAACAGUUCUGAGAGUCAACAUAUCACCCUGCAGACAGCUCCAUGUGCUCCGGUCAGCGUGGGGGUCACUAGAGACUGUGCAGCAAAUCACGCAAUCGUAAGUUGGCAGGCCCUUCAGACUGGGAGUCUGUACACAGCAGUACUGCAGGAUGAACAUGGGCCCACAGUUAAUUGCAGCUCCAGCUCUAACAACUGCACAUUCGCAAACCUGCUCUGCGGAAUGAACUACAGCGUCACAGUCACAAGGGAUGAUGGUCAAUGUGGAAGUCUGCCAUCCACACCCAUUCAGAUACAGUCAGCUCCCUGCGACCCUCAAAACAUCACAACUGUGCUCCAGUGUGACACCAACUCGGCCAACGUGACAUGGGCUGCUAGUGCGGGAGCUAAUGGGUACACAGCAAUGGCAACAGAUGGGCAGCAGCAACGCUUAGCUUCUUGUCACUCUUUGGGGACUUCCUGUCAGCUGACCUCUCUGCCGUGUGGGAUGAGACUAAAUGUGACUGUCCAAGCUGAUGGUGCCACCUGCAACAGCAGCUCUCAACCUAAAGCUGUAGUGGAAACAGCUCCCUGCAUUCCCACCAAUGUCGCUGCUGCUCUAAACUGUACAUCCAACAUUGCUUCCAUCACCUGGCACAGUGCCCUUGGUGCCACUUGGUACUUGGUAAAGGCAGAAGGCAACCAAGGGUACAAGACAUCCUGCAACAACACUGUCACAAGCUGUGAUAUCCCAAACCUGCAGUGCGGCCAGGAAUAUUCCAUCACAGUCAUGGGCAUGAAUGGUGACUGCAUGGGCCCGGCUAGCCAGCUUGUCAAACUUGCCUCAGCACCAUGCAACAACACUGGCAUUCAAGCCAGUCUAGACUGCAGCUCCAACUCAGCACUCAUUUCUUGGACACCAGGCAAUGGGUCACUAAGUUUCGAUGCAACACUGCAGUCUUUUCAGGACACCCAACAGCACAGCUGCUUCACCAACGGCUCCUCCUGCAGCAUCAGUUCACUGCCGUGUGGUCAGCACUAUAACAUCAGUGUUACAGGACACGGCCAGACCUGUUCAACCUCUUCUAAAACCUUGGUCACUCUUGACUCAGCUCCAUGUGUUCCCACUCAAGUCAAUGUGUCAUUAUCCUGUGGGUCGGACACUGCAUCUGUUUCCUGGGCAGCAUCUAGUGGCAUUGUUUCAUACUAUACAGUAACAGCAGUAGAUGAUAUUGGACAUACGCUAACCUGUAACUCCAGCAGCACUUCCUGUGACAUCAGAGGCCUGGCAUGUGGUCAGGCGUACAACGUGUCAGUCACAGCUAUGAGUGUGGACUGCACUGGGCAACGUAGUGAAGUGCGUCGCAUCAAUACUGCACCCUGUGCUCCUCAGUCUGUGGUCAGUCAGCACUUAGACUGUCAAACAGGUGAUGUUCAAAUUAGCUGGCAGUCGAGUAAAGGGGCGCAGAUCUACUAUGCUCAAGCAAAAUCUACAGACAAGACCCUGGUGUGUAACUCCACCUCCACCUCCUGCACCAUCCCUGCACUCGGCUGUGGGCAGACGUACAAUAUCACUGUGGUUGCAGAGGCCAACGGCUGUAGCUCCAAUGUCAGUGCGAUCAGUCAGGUCACAGCAGCCCCCUGUCCACCUACUUCUGUCGCUGCUGUUUUGGAUUGCUCUACUAACACAAUCUUGGUGUCUUGGAGCUCCUUGGCCAUUUCCGGGGUUCAUUACACAGCAAAGGCCAUUGGCCCAUUGGGGCCCUCUAGUGGUGUGGAGUGUAACACAACAAACUUGAACUGCACUCUUGCCCACCUGCAAUGUGGCAGCCAAUACAACGUCACUAUCACUGCUACCCAAAACAACUGUACUAGCAAAUCCAGCACAGAGUACUCCUUCAUUACAGCUCCAUGUGUGCCAGUUCUGAAUGAUGUGGCUCUGAACUGUAGCUCAAGGUCUGCUGUGGUGAACUGGUCUAGUUCAGGGUUGAGUCUAGGUGCAUUUUCGGUCAGCGCAGUGAGCACUCAAGGUGAACAGCUGGGCUGUGGUGUCUUCAACAAUGGUGCAUGUGUGGUGGAUGGACUGCAGUGUGGACAGACGUACACGUUCACUGUGAAUGCAACGCAAGGCCAAUGCACAAGUGCUGCUAGUAACACACUGCAGAGAGAGACAGCCCCAUGCCCUCCACUGAAUAUCCAGUCCAUAAUGAACUGUGGCAGCAACACAGCGAGUGUGUCUUGGUCCGGCGGCAAUGGAGCUCUGUCCUUUAUGACGACAAUGGAAUGCUCUAAUGGACAGACGUACAUCUGCAGUACCAAUGAAACAGGAUGUGACAUCACUAACAUGGCAUGUGGACAGACAUGCACCGUUAAAGUAGUGGCAAAGGGACAUUCCUGCAACAGCUCUGCAGGCACUGGAUCACCUGUCAUAACAGGUCCUUGUGUACCACAAAAUGUUUCGGCCACUGUAAGCUGCAGCAGCAACAUAGCAACAGUAACCUGGGGGAGCAGCCAAGGGGCGGAGCUUUACACAGUGACAGCCAGCAGUGCUAAUGGCCUUUCAGCUAACUGCACCUCACCAUCCACUUCCUGUGACCUGUCAACUUUGACCUGUGGAGAGUCUUACACGAUCACAGUGAAGGCAAAAGGCAGCAACUGCAGCAGUGGGAACAGUGCGCCUGUUCAAGUUCAAGCAGUGCCCUGCACCCCAAGUAAUGUCCUGCCCACCGUGGACUGUGUCACAAAAUCUUUAGUUGUAUCAUGGACACCUAGUGCAGGAGGACAGUACUACACAGCCACCUUGCAGGACAGCAAUGGACUGUCCACCACCUGCCAGUCUACAGGCUCACAGUGUAACGUGACAGGUCUCAGCUGUGGUCAGCUGUACCACGUCAAUGUGACAGCGUCAGACAGUCUGUGCAGCAGCCCUCCCAGUGCUACUGUGAACACUGACUCAGUUCCCUGCGCAGCCAGCUCCAUCAGGGCAGUGUUGGAUUGUCAGCUGGGUACAGCCACUGUGUCAUGGCAGUACGGUGCAGGUUCUCAGGGAUACGCUGUCUCUGCCUUGGCACCGGUGGACAACAGGGCUAGCUGCACAUCCAACAGCUCCAUCACGCACUGUGAGCUGAGCGACCUGCAGUGUGGCAAUGAGUAUACGGUGAAAGUACAGAGUUUGGGAUACACGUGCAAUGCCAGUGCACAGAUGACUGGCUCCCUGAUCACAGGUCCAUGUGUUCCUCAGCAUCUGACAGUGCACUACAGUCCUUCCACUGCUCUGCUGUCCUGGGACGUCACUAAAGGUGGCCCCAACUUCACAGCAGACGCUGUGACCCUCGAGGGCCUAACAGUGACCUGUGAGACCUCUAACACGAGCUGCACCUUCCCACACCUGGACUGUGACCAGAUCUACAACAUCAGUGUGACGGCUCACAACAGUGUCUGCAGUGACACUGUGACCUCUGAUCCUAUCAAGACAGAACCCUGUCCUCCUCAAAAUGUCAAAGCUAGCCUAAACUGCGCAACCCUCAGUGCUGCUGUCUCCUGGGAGCCUAGUCAGCUGGCAGUGGGAUAUGUUGCAUUCCUGGAAGGCGGAAAUGGUCAUUCCACUUCCUGUUGGACAAAUCAUACAUACUGCAGUGUACCUGAUCUCACCUGUGGAACAGUGUACUAUGUCAGAGUCCGUGCCAUUGGUGAGGUGUUCAACAGCUCUGACAGCACUGGGGUCAACAUGACAUCAGCACCAUGUCUGUCCACCAGUGUGUCUGCCAUGAUGGACUGCACAGAUUCAGUUCUAGUGUCUUGGAGUGCUAUUGCUGGUGCGGAGAAUUACUCUGUGACCGCUUUGGGGUCAGAAGGUCAAACAGUCUCCUGCUCAACCAGUCAGAACCACUGUAACAUCUCCUCCCUGCAGUGUGGACAGCAAUUUAACCUCACCUUCAGCUCUACGAACCAGCAGUGCCAAACGACCUCCACCACCAAUGUCACAUUCCUGUCCAGACCCUGUGUACCACUGCAGCCAGUCGUCGAUAAACUGUGUGGUAACAAAAUGUCUGUGAUGUCUUGGGAAGAGAGAGAAGUAGUUGAUUACUACGUCGCCCGAGCCAUCAGUGCAGCAGGAGAAUACCAGCUCUGUAACUCCACAAGCUCUGUUUGUUCCUUCCCUACUCUGGGCUGUGGAGAGACCUUCACAUUCACUGUCACCGCCUACAGAGGCCACUGCCAAAGCGACGCCAGCGCACCUGUAUACCUCACUACAGAUCCUUGCAAACCAGAGAAUGUGUCUGCUCACGUGUCAUGUGACAGCGAGACGGUGGCGCUUGACUGGUCAAAAGCCAAAGGAGCGUCAUUCUACAUUGUGAUGGCAACAGGGAGUCUGGGAUAUUUCGUCGACUUUAACACUACUUCUACUAACCUGUCUGUGUCACUGCUCUGUGGACAAAGCUACAACGUGUCUGUCCAAGCAAAUAGCGAUACCUGCGACAGCCCACUGAGCAUUCCUGCGGUUUUCAGACUCGCGCCCUGCACGCCCCUUAAUCUCGUGACAUAUUUCGAGUGUGACAAUCAGUUGGGUUCUGUCAGCUGGGGCCCAAGUGAUGGGGCGAACAUGUACACUGCCACAGCAGUGGGUGAGGAUGGACACACACACCUGUGUGUUACUAAUGGGACCAGCUGCACCUGGGAGGACCUGCACUGCGGUGAAAUCUAUAACGUUACAGUCACUGCCAAUGAUAGCCGCUGCACGAGCGCACGCAGCAACAGCACCACCAUACACAUGGCCCCAUGUGUUCCUCAAGCUUUGUCGUCCAUCCUGGACUGUGGCACAGGGGUGGGCUCUCUGAGCUGGGCUUCCAGUGCUGGAGCUGAGACAUAUGAGGUGGUAGCAGUGAAUGAAGACGGGAACACGCUGGCAUUCAGUACCAACAUCACCAGUGGCCACUUAUCAGAGCUGUUCUGCGGUAAACAGUACCAGGUCACAGUCAGAGCAAUCAACAGACAAUGCAGAAGUGUACCGAGUUCACCUGCUUACCUGUCUUCAGUUCCAUGUGUUCCUCAGAACGUCGUAUCUGAGCUGGACUGUAUGUUUAACUUCAUAAAUAUAAGGUGGAACAUCAGCCGCGGGGCGGCGUCUUACCUGGUGGUCGCCAAGGGACCUGAGGGUCCAGUGACUGCCUGUAACACAACAGCGCAGGAGUGCAGACUGCAAACACUGCACUGCAGCUCCUCGUACAAUGUCAGCGUUAUUGCAGUAAACCAACAAUGCAACACGUCAGGAAGCUCCAUCUUACCAAUAAACACCGUGCCAUGUGUACCUACUCACGUGCAGGGCAGUGUUAACUGUACGACUGGAGCUGUAUCCAUCUCCUGGGCCCCAAGCUUAGGGGCCAUUUCCUAUGCUGCGGUUGCUCAGACUAGUGGUGGCUACGCCUCAGUGUGUAACAGCACUGGAACAGCAUGUGUCUUCUCAGAUCUGCUCUGUGGGAUGAACUAUAGUCUAACUGUCAGCGGCACUGACGGGACCUGCAGCACUGCACCGAGUCAACCAGUCAUGCUGAGUACAGUGCCCUGUAAGCCACAGAAUGCUAGCGCCCAGCUCGACUGUGACACCAACUCUGCUGUUGUAAGUUGGGAGCUCAGUGAUAACGUCACACGUCACACAGUCCAGGCUGUUGGUUCUGAUGGACAUCGCAUCGACUGCACCAGCUCCGACCAAAGUUGUGCAUUAGCUGGCAUGCGCUGUGGCCAGAGCUAUAACGUUACUGUCACUGCCUUGGAUGGAGUAUGUGACAACAUCAACACACACCUCAUGCUGAAGUCAGCUCCAUGUGCACCUAGUAAUGUGCAGACGUCUUUGCAUUGCGACAUCAGUGGUGGUGUUGUGUCUGUGUCAUGGGUGCAAGCAAACGGGGCGGAGUCUUACAUGGCUGUGGCCGUGUCUAAUGAUGGUCAUUCCUACUCUUGUAACACCACCACUGCCUCCUGUGAUCUGCAGGAGCUGCAGUGUGGCCAGAUUUAUAACGUCUCUGUCUACUCACUGGCCCAUGGCUGUGGAGGCGUGAAGAGCACUAUGUCUCAGGUGCAGACAGCUCCAUGUGCCCCCCAGAACGUAUCUGCCAUUGUGCAGUGUGAUUCAGGGUCUGUGCUGGUGAGUUGGAACCCAGCAGUGGACGCCAGCCUGUUCAAAGUUGAACUUGAGUCUGAGAGCACUGGUGUGAUCUCCUCAUGUAACAGCACAAACACUCAGUGCUCCAUCACCCAUCUGCCCUGUGGAGAGAGAUUCAACCUCAGUGUGGUGGCACUGAGAGGCGGCUGUCAGAGUCAACCAAGCAGUGACCAUUCCAUCGCCUCAGCUCCAUGUAUUCCGCAGGGGGUCAACGGUACUGUGGACUGUGUCACUAACUCUGCAUGGGUAUCAUGGGAUGUAGCUAAUGGUGCAGAGUCUUACACAGUGCUGGCUGUAGGGGAGGACGGUCUCAAUUCCACCUGUAGCAGCUCAAACUCCACCUGUAAUGUACCUGACCUAGGCUGUGGAAGGAGCUACACCUUUCACGUCACUGCCUCAAAUGCUGCAUGCGUGAGCCCACCCAGCAGCAGCUUUCAGCUGGAGACAGCACCUUGUGCCUUGUCAUCCAUCGUGGUGGUGGCUGAAUGCCACAGUUCUGUUAUCAUGGUACAAUGGCAAAAAGCUUGGAGAGGAAAUUCUCUCUACUUUGCCACAGCAGAGGAUCAAGACCUUUCCAUCCUUUCCUGCAAUAGCUCCGCUUCUUCCUGCAACCUAACCAAUGUGCAGUGCGACAAGGAGUACACUAUCAUUGUGGCUGCUUCGGCCAACAAAUGCAGCAGCCUCCGCAGCCCACCCUACAAGAUCAGAACUGCACCCUGUCAGCCCUCAUCAGUACAGGCCGAUACAGACUGUCAGUCAAAGGAUGUGUUUGUGUCAUGGAACCCAUCAUAUGUGGCACAGUCGUACCUGCUUACUGCAGUUGGCAGAAAUGGAGACUUGAAGACGUGCAAUACCUCGGACAAUAACUGCACGCUAACCGAUCUGCAUUGCAGCAACAUCUAUGAAGUGUCCAUUUUAGCCAGUAAUGAGAACUGCACCAGCCUGCCCAGUGCUAACGUCACCAUCAAAACAGUGCCGUGUGGUCCAGCCAACUUAACUGCAACCGUACAGUGCGGGAACAGUAGUAGUGCCUCUUUGUCCUGGGUGGGGAGUACAGGGACGGUGGCCUACAUGGGACUUGCUCAGUCAGAAACCGGCACAACAGCCUACUGUGAAACCACACACACAUCUUGUACUCUGGAGGGCUUAGUGUGCGGCACUGUGUACAACUUUACAGUGCAGGCAACAGAUGGCUUCUGCAACAGCUCCUUGAGUGAACCUCAAACUAAGGGAGCAGCUCCAUGUCCUCCAGCUGGAUUUAGGGUUGUCCCUCGUACAGUAGUAAAUGAUACUCAGAUCUUGAGGGCGUCUUGGUCUACUGUGAAUUGUCCUAAUUCUGAAUACCUCCUGGCACUCACGGGCAGCAUUCAGGGCAACGACCAAGCACUCUUUGACAUCACCUCCUAUUGGACAAGUCGCACAUUCUUCGAAGUGCCUCUCCCAUGUGGCUCCACCUACAGCGCAACCAUCAGUGCGAGGAACUCUGCCGCCACAAGUGACAAGUCUCCUGCUGUCACUGGAACCACAGUGCCUUGUGCCCCUCUAAAUGUGACGUUCUCUGCAUCAUCAGCGGUAGUGGCAUGGAACGAGUCUCUAUUUGCUAAAAACUACACUGUGUAUGGGGUUGCUUCCUCUGGUAGGACGAAUCUCUGCAAGACCUCACAGCUCCUCUGCUCUGUUACCAAUUUCAGCAGUGGUCACAUUGUCGUAACUGCCCAAAACUCUGCCGGGGAGAGUGAAGACUCGGUGCCUGUUGUAGUGACAGCAGGUCGCAGGAGGAGGUGAAACCUGACAGGUUUGAGAAAGAUUAAUUCUCAAAAUGGAGAAAUAUACUUUAGUUAGGGCCUGACCGACCCUGAGAAAAUGCUCGUCUCUCAUCGCACUCAAACUCAUGCCUCUGUGAAUUCCUGCACUUAUCUAAGAAUUCUUGAAACGCUGUGAUAUUUAACUUUUGCAUGUUACAUAUAUUCUGGUUCAAGGUUCACUUUUU